AGUAUAUCAGCACAAUUAUUGAAUCCUUGUGGUCAUACCAUUUGUGGGCCUUGUGCAGAUCAAUGGCUAUAUGAUAAGGGGGCAGAAACCUGUCCUAACUGUCGCAGAAAAACAAACGACCUCCGACCUGUUAUACCAAAUAUUAUUGUCAACAACUUUGUUGAGAGAUAUAUUCAAGUUUGUGCUCUCAGUGGUGAUGAAGCUUGGCAAACAGAUGGAGUGAAAUUGAUAGAAUGGCUUGAGAGAGUAAAGUAA
This is a messenger RNA of Lentinula edodes (shiitake mushroom), 255 nucleotides long. RefSeq lists its product as uncharacterized. The transcript has 2 exons. The annotation marks the transcript as partial. The record is from RefSeq and is a predicted model, not a curated record. Lineage: Eukaryota; Fungi; Basidiomycota; Agaricomycetes; Agaricales; Omphalotaceae.